CUCACGGGAUACGUGCAAUGGAGCCACUAUCUGAUAGCAACUCAGCAGAGGGAGGGAGAGUAUGGACACAGUAACUUCAUCAACAUUACCAGACGGCUUGAUGGUGGCAUGAAAAAUAAAGAUGCAGCGGAGAAAGACCAAAGAGGAUGACACUCUGAUCACAGAUGAGCAGGAUCUCCAGGAGGCCGGUUAUGGGAGCUUAAAGACCACGGAGGACUACAUAUAUGAAUUCAUCACCUUGGGCCCCGAGAAAGUCUCAAAGCAGACCACAUAUGAAAGCUUUGCUGAUAACUAUGGGCAGAAUAUAGAGGAUGCCAAGGGUGGGAGGCAACCCAUGAGUUACCCUGAGGUCCCACGGAGGAAUAAACAAGUGCCAUUAAGCCAUGCUGUGAAGAGCGCUGCGAACCUCUUCAGUGAUGAGACAGCCAGGAUAGACUUUAUUCUGGUAUGGGAAUCAGAUUACCAGAAUUUGGAAGGACAAGGUGAUGUGGCUGAGAAAUCAAAUCGAAGGCAGAAGAGAUCGCUUGAAAUACAUAGUGUGUGGCGAGAGAAUUUUCUGAAGAAACUCCAGAAGAAAGGGAUUAGAAUGGAAAAGCACAUUGCCCAGAAUGCAAGGAAGCUGGUGCACUUUAUAUUGCUGAGCGCUCCUUGGAGUGUGCUCUGUUAUUAUGCUGAAGACCUCAGGCUGAGGGUUCCCUUGCAGGUUGUGCCCAAUAUUCAGGCUGUAGCUAACUGGUCUCACAGGUUGCUGGUGAAGCUGGGCAUCCCCAAUAUGCUCUAUGAUGAGGUUCCUAACUUUCCCUUGGAUUACUACACCUGUCAUUUCAAGGCAAAUAAAUUACCCUGGUUUCUUGGGAGUGAACAUCACGAUACCUUCUUCAACACCACACAACGACACAGAAUACUAUAUGAGAUCCUGGCCACCACGUCAUAUGGCAACCCAAAGGCAGGGCAGGUUGGAAUAGAAAGGCUGCUGAAUGAGGAGGUCUUCACAGCUGCAUUCCCAUUGCAUGAUGGUCCCUACAAGAUUCCCCAGAAGGAGAUUCCCCAUAUUCAGCUAAAUCAGAGGCAGAUUCUUUUCCACUACUGGGCCCAGUGGAGCAAGUGGAAUAAGUACCAGCCAUUGGAUCACAUCCGCAGGUACUUUGGGGAGAAGAUUGCUCUCUACUUUGCCUGGCUUGGUUUCUACACUGGGUGGCUUUUGCCAGCAGCUGUAGUGGGGACACUAGUCUUCAUAAUAGGCAUAUUUAUGAUGCUUGAUGACAUCCCUACGAAGGAGAUCUGUACCAGUGAGGGGAAAUACAACAUGUGCCCACUCUGCAAAGUCUGCCCCUAUUGGAACCUCUCCACCAUUUGCCCAAUGUUUCAGGCUGGUCGCCUCUUUGAUCAUGGUGGGACUGUCUUCUUCAGCAUCUUCAUGUCUUUAUGGGCAGUCACAUUUCUUGAAUACUGGAAGCGGCUGAAUGCUACCUUGACAUACCGCUGGGACUGUUCAGACUUCGAAGAUAUCGAGGAACGUCCACGGCCCCAAUUCACUGCUAUGGCACCCAUGACAACCACAAAUCCAAUCACUGGAGCGGAGGAGCCCUAUUUCCCCACACGGAGCCGUUUCAAAAGAAUCAUGGCUGGAUCAAUGGUCAUCAUCAUGAUGAUUGCUGUGGUGGUGAUGUUCCUGAUUUCGAUAAUCCUUUACCGGGCCAUCAUUGCCGUAGUUGUAGCCAAGUCUGGGAAAUACCUUCUUGUAGCUUCGGCUUCUCGUAUUGCUAGCCUCACUGGCUCAGUGGUGAACCUCCUCUUCAUCCUCAUCCUAUCAAAAAUUUACACUUCACUGGCACUUUUUCUUACCAAGUGGGAGAUGCAUCGUACACAGACCAUGUUUGAAGAUGCGUUCACCUUCAAGGUGUUUGUCUUUGAGUUCAUCAAUUUCUACUCCUCUCCCAUCUACAUUGCGUUCUUUAAGGGCAGGUUUGUAGGCUAUCCAGGACGCUAUUCCACGUUGCUGGGUAUCCGCAAUGAAGAUUGUGGUCCAGGUGGCUGCCUCAUUGAACUUGCCCAAGAGCUGCUUGUCAUCAUGGUGGGAAAGCAAAUAAUUAAUAAUGUGCAGGAGCUCCUCAUCCCGAAGUUGAAAUCAUGGUGGCAGAAGCGGAAGUCUCACUCCAAAAGGAAUGAGGGCCAGGAAAGCUCCACGAAGCAGCUCUGGGAGAGUGAUUACGAACUGCUGCCCUAUGAAGGGCUCUUUAACGAAUACCUGGAAAUGGUCCUGCAGUUUGGCUUCAUUACCAUCUUUGUGGCCGCCUGCCCCUUGGCACCUCUCUUUGCCUUGCUCAACAACUGGGUGGAAAUUCGCUUGGAUGCUCACAAAUUUGUUUGUGAAUACAGGCGGCCGGUUGCUGAGCGGGCCCAAGGCAUGGGCAUCUGGUUCCCUAUCCUGGAAGUCAUCACACACCUGGCAGUCGUUAGCAAUGCCUUUCUGAUUGCCUUCACCUCUGACUUCCUCCCUCGGCUAUAUUACCAGUACACUCAUGCCAGCGAUCUACAGGGCUACAUUGACUUCACCCUGGCCUAUGCCCCCAAAUCUUUUGUCCUGGAGCACAAUGUCACAUGCAGGUACAGAGCAUAUCGAGAACAAAGUGGCAGGUAUUCACUAGCAUAUUGGAAUCUACUGGCAAUCCGCCUUGGCUUCAUAAUUGUAUUUGAGCACGUGGUCUUCUUCAUUGCACGUCUGAUUGAUAUGAUGGUGCCCGACAUCCCAGAAGUGGUGGAGAUCAAAGUGAAGCGAGAGCAGUAUCUAGCUAAAGAGGCUCUGGCUGAGAACAAGACCCUCACCGAAGUGAUAGAUGCGAGAAAUCCAACCCCUCUGGCAGAGAAAGCACCAUAGUAGGAGGCUCAUGAUGCUGAAAGACAUUCUGGUUUUGAUCCAGGCCAAGUUGCCAAGCUUCUGGAAGAGCAAGGGGUGGGGAGGUGAGCAGCCUAGAAGAAUUUGACAAAAAGUAACACUUCUCUGCACAAGUGCUGUACUGUAGAAGGAGACUUGGAGCUUUUAAAGGCUUCAGGAAUUUGAUCGAUCCAGCUGCUGCUUUAAGGACUUUGAGAAGUGUUAACUUGGCAAAGGACAAGAUAUACAUGGAGAAUGGAUUAAUCUAACCAGCCCACUCAUCAGCUCUGCAAUCAUUUGCCUAACUGAACAGCUUUGUCAGGCUUUCCAUGUCCUCACUGCCCAAGAAGUGACUUCUACUGAUAUUUAUAGAGUUAUAGUCUAGCAGUGAGCACAGAGGAGUCCUACAUUCCUGUUUACAAAGAGGGAGGGCUGCUUUUUAACUUGUGAAGAAGUACUGCUUAGCGACAAGGAAUCUUCCAAAGAGGGAAGAAGCUGCAUCACUUGGAUGGCUUAUAAGAGUGAGAGCUGCUCUGAUGAGCUAAGGGCAGAUUACUGGAGAGUAGCUGUGCACUUUGCUUAGCAUGCAGUGGCCAGCUUAACAGAAGAUUACUGCUUGAGAAGGCAACCAUUUGAGAGCUUGUACUGAGCUUCACAAGCUGCCUGCUCCUCCCUUCCUCUCACACAAGCAAUACAAGACUGUGAGUAUCUUCUGUACAUCAGUUUGAAUCUGCUUUAGCUGGAAGCUACAUGUUUCAGCAAUGUGGCAUAUGCCAAAUACUAGUGAUUGCAAUCAUGAUUAAACAGUACCCCUGCUGACAGUAAAAAGGCAGAAUCUGUCCAACAUUCAGUAUGAACAGCUAAAAAGUGCAAGUUCUUUUACAAUUGUUUGGAAUUAAUUGUGAAAGGUUAAGAGUUAGCAGCUGUUCAGUAUUUCAUUAGGAAGGCAGGUAGAAAUUUUGAAUUAGUGACUUCUUAAAAAAAACUAUAAAGUAUGCAGAAAAUAAAGACAACCACUCAAAA
This is a messenger RNA of Podarcis raffonei (Aeolian wall lizard), 3898 nucleotides long. RefSeq names its product anoctamin 7 (gene ANO7). The coding region runs from base 122 to 2878 and encodes 918 amino acids. The transcript has 24 exons. The record is from RefSeq and is a predicted model, not a curated record. Gene Ontology annotation, molecular function: chloride channel activity; protein dimerization activity. Lineage: Eukaryota; Metazoa; Chordata; Lepidosauria; Squamata; Lacertidae. Gene Ontology annotation, cellular component: plasma membrane. Gene Ontology annotation, biological process: chloride transmembrane transport; calcium activated phospholipid scrambling.